AUGUGCUUAGACUCCAGGACGCUGCUGACACCUCCCAGAUAUGUGCUUAGACUCCAGGACGCUGCUGACACCUCCCAGACUCCUCAGCUGGGGAAGCAUGUGGCUGAGUUGAGUUUCCAUUUCCUGCUCAAUGAGACUGUGCAAAUACUGGUGGAAGGACUUGCUUUCAGGUAUUCCAAGGCUCCCUUGGAAUACUGUCUGUUAGUAGAGGAGGAAGAACCAGCUCCUUCUACUCGGCAAAUCUCUGCCUUUCAGCAGGAGAAGAGCUGGUGGGUGGAUGGGGGUAGAAAAGAGGUUGGGGAAAGGAUGGAUGCUAGCCAGCUGCCUUAUGGGGAGGUGAAAACAUGUGGUCAUGCCAUUAACGUCCUGCUUGGCUUUGUGUGCUUCAUCUGUGACACCUACAGAGCCCCUGCUUGGAACAGCAGGACAAAAAGCAGUCCUGGUGUUUGUGCGUCUUCUGAUGAGCUGCACAAAAUAUAGCAGAACAGAAGGCAAAUCCACACAAAAGAGAACUGAAGUCAGGUGCCCCAGGCAGGUGACAUCUCUAUUUUCUAUUCAUCAGAGGGCUUGUUGUGCCUCAGUUUCCUGAUAAAAUCCAGAUGCCUCUGCUCCCCACCUUUUAUUCUUCCUCCAAGUGACAUGAUGAAGAAUGAGCCAGCAGCUCGUAAACCGCUCCGGGCCACCUGGAGAAAGGUGCUUGCAUCAAUGGUGGGUGUGAUAACAGAUGAGUCAAGGAUUUUGGAGUGGAGCAAGUGUGGCUCUGCCAGCCUGGUGACUCAUGUGGACAUACAAUGUGGUGCCCUCGGCUGGGGCUGA
Messenger RNA from Dipodomys ordii (Ord's kangaroo rat), 816 nucleotides. It is a transcript of the gene Smim2, whose product is annotated as small integral membrane protein 2. The record is from RefSeq and is a predicted model, not a curated record. Lineage: Eukaryota; Metazoa; Chordata; Mammalia; Rodentia; Heteromyidae.